Messenger RNA from Odontomachus brunneus, 1402 nucleotides. It is a transcript of the gene Cyt-c1, whose product is annotated as cytochrome c1, heme protein, mitochondrial. The coding region runs from base 218 to 1138 and encodes 306 amino acids. The transcript is spliced from 8 exons. The record is from RefSeq and is a predicted model, not a curated record. Gene Ontology annotation, molecular function: heme binding; electron transfer activity. Gene Ontology annotation, biological process: mitochondrial electron transport, ubiquinol to cytochrome c. NCBI's taxonomy places the organism in Eukaryota, Metazoa, Arthropoda, Insecta, Hymenoptera, Formicidae.
GCGGCCUUGCUAAGUCGACCAAAGUCAUACUCCGUUUCGUGUCCGCUUCGUUUUAAUCACUCGCAACGGAUUUGCGUGACUGAUCAAUUCCGAAUGAAAUAAUCGCAGAGUGAUUUUCUGUGGGAACGACGAAUCGACUCUUCGUCUGUCUUACAUUCAUCGAGCUCGACGAGCUCGUCAUUGACUAGCUCCUUGGCACAUAGUACCUCUGGCCAACAUGGCGGCGACGUUAGGUCGAAUUUGUAAAUCAGGCCUUUUAAAACCAAAUUAUGGCACGCUGAUCGGCCAGGCCAGCAAUUUCUCCACGGUGAAAGAUUGGUCGAGAGGACGAAAAGUGUUAUUAACAUGUUUAGGAGUGACAGCUGGUGGCAUCAGUGCCCUCAUCUACACGUUAGAUAAUUCUGUAAGAGCUAGCGACCUAAUAGCUCAUGCACCAACAUACAAAUGGGACUUUUAUGGGUGGUUCAACUCAUUAGAUCAUGCCAGUAUGCGACGAGGAUGGGAGGUAUACAAGAACGUAUGUGCAGCUUGUCACAGUUUGCAAUAUGUGGCGUAUCGUCAUCUUGUCAAUAACACGCACACUGAAGCGGAAGCAAAAGCUCUCGCGGAAGAGAUCAUGGUCGAUGAUGGCCCUGACGAUGUCGGAGAAUAUUUCAAGCGUCCAGGAAAACUGUCCGAUUACGUGCCAUCCCCAUAUCCGAAUGAAGAAGCUGCCAGAGCAGCGAACAAUGGUGCUUAUCCACCUGACUUGUCUUAUAUGAUUAACGCCAGGCAUAAUGGAGAGAACUAUGUAUUCUCUUUACUGACGGGAUAUUUCGAUGCACCAGCUGGCAUACAUUUAAGAGAAGGACAAUAUUUUAAUCCUUAUUUCCCAGGUGGUGCUAUUAGUAUGGCACAGGCUAUUUAUGAUGAAGUUUUAGAGUACGAAGAUGGUACUCCUGCAACUGCCUCUCAAGUAACAAAAGAUAUUACCACAUUCCUUAUGUGGACUUCGAAUCACGAGUUUGAUGACAGAAAACAAAUGUUUAUCAAGGGAAUGGGAAUUAUGUUAAUUCUCACUGCUGCUUCAUAUUAUUACAAGAGACACAAAUGGUCUACCAUAAAAAGCACGAAAUUAAUGUUCUAUCCUAAAAAGUAGUGAAUUUCCUGCACGUGAGUUCAUCGAACCGUUAACCAAUGGAUACUCGACGAUGUUACCGUGCUGGUUAUCGGGAUGUAGUUUCGCAAUUUAAACAAUGUAUCCGACAAGUUGUGACUUUUUUGCGAAGAUCCAAACUUAUUCAUAGCAUUUGGCGAUCCAGUCAUUUUGUCAUAAAUACCAAGUCUAUUAAAUUGUACAUUGUACAUAGUUAUGCCGAAUGGAGUCAUCGUCUGAUUUAAAUAAAUUGUUAAACAUAUGGAA